AUGCAUACUUUAUCGUCGAUCGAAGAGGAGGCGGAGAGCAAGAAACUGCAAACAAUCGGCGAGGACUUUUGCGGUCUGGACGUGAACACGCCUCUUGGCGGCGAGGAUCCGAUGGAGGGUAGACCGGUCAUCACGUUCGAAACGAACCUGACCGCGGUGGCAGCGACUUCGACCGGCGACUUCACCGUUGUCUUCGUAGGGACCAAGGAGGGUCACCUGAAGAAGGUGGUCGUAGAGAGCGCGACCAUAGCGCUGGAGUACGGGGACCUGGUGAUCGAUCCGGACUCGCCGGUGAACCCGGACCUGCUAUUCGAUUCCCAGCUGAUGCAUCUGUACGUCAUGACAAAUAAAACGGAGAACAAAUGCAAUCUGCGUAGCGACUGCCAGGACGCCGCGAAGGAUCCGCUCUAUUGGAUCUCGUACAAGAGCGGCAGAUGCACGGCGAUCACGUCCAUCAAUCCGAACGAAUUGCAACGCACCACGACGAGAACACUGGAGCUGGUCAUCGAGAAUCUGCCGACCUUACCUGGACAGUUUCUCUGCGCGUUCUCCACUUUGGACAAGACGUUGAUCACGAACGCGUCGAGGAAAUCGUUCGGCGUGAACUGCACCACACCGAGAACCGAUUUGCUGCCCUCUAUACCGCUUGGACAGCAUCACUUCACCGCGAAACUGUCGGUCAGAAUGACGAACGGGCCCGAUCUCGUCGCCACGAACUUCACCUUCUUCGACUGCAACACCUACAGCUCUUGCACUCGUUGCGUGUCCUCGAGCUUCCCCUGUGACUGGUGCGUGGACGCGCACAGAUGCACCCACGACACGGCUGAGAAUUGUCGAAACGAUAUUUUAGUCACGGGAGUUAAUAGAUUGGGUCCAAGUUACAGAAGCGGCCCAGCUUUCUGUCCUACCUUGAACGCGACCGAUACCCAAGAGAUCCUGGUGUCUUCCGGCAUCAAGCAACAAAUCCGCGUCAGAGUGCACAUCAUCGGGCAAUUCAUCGUGCAGACCCGUUUCGUCUGUCAGUUCAACAUAGAGGGCCGAGUGACGAGCGUGAACGCUCGCUUAUUGGGGGACACGAUCUACUGCGAGGAGACCGAGUUCUCGUACACGUCCCGGGCGGCGAACAUCACGGUCCCAUUCGCAGUGAUCUGGGGCGGCUCGAAGCCGCUGGACAAUCCGCACAACAUCCAUCUGGUGAUCUAUCGGUGCCGUGAUAUGGCCGACAAUUGCGGUAUGUGUCUGGCUCUGGCGCUCAAGUACGACUGCGGCUGGUGCCAAAGCUCGGACAGGUGCGAGGUGAAAACCCAAUGCGACCGGGGGACUGGCACCUGGCUGAACCGUAAUCAGACCUGCCCGAACCCGGAGAUACACUCGUUCGAGCCGGUGAUGGGCCCAUGGGAAGGGGACACGAACGUGACCAUACGCGGUAUCAAUCUGGGCAAAACGUUCACGGACAUCUACCACGGCGUCACGGUCGGUGGGAUGCGUUGCCAGCCGUACGAGGAGCUCUACAUGCGCACGAAACAGAUCGUCUGCCGUGUCGACGGUCCCGGCACAGAGGAAGGCAAGAGUGGCCCGGUGAUCGUCGAGAUCGAGGAUUUCCGCGGUCAGUCGGAGUACAACUUCGAGUUCGUGGACCCCAAGAUCGACUCCAUAAUACCGAAAUACGGCCCUCUGAGCGGCGGAACCACAGUAAAAAUCACUGGAAAAUACAUGAACGCCGGCAGCACGAUCGAGGCGUUCAUCGACGAUCUACCGUGUUUGAUAAUCAACGCGGACACAAACGAGGCACUGUGUAUAACCAGCGCGAGCGGCCGUAAGAAAAGCGGCGUAGUGAAGAUGACGUUCGACGGGGCGUUCAGGAUCUACGACGGUUACUUCGAGUACGUCGACGAUCCGACGAUCGAGAGUGUGGAGAGCGGGGUCGCCAGUCAGGUGAAGAUACCAAAGGGUAUUCCAGCCGGCGGUAUAAAGAUCUCCGUGACUGGGAAGAACCUCGGGUACAUACAGAACCCGCAGAUGUACGUCUACUACGACGAGAAGAUGUUCAUUUCCCAGUGCGAGGUGCACAGUCAGGAAAGCAUGAUCUGUAAGUCACCGUCCAUCGAGGUACCUGAACACGACGUGGUGGACGCGGAGAAACCGUUGAUGCUCGAGUACGGUUUCCGUAUGGACAACGUGACAGGUGUACAGAAUCUCUCGAAGAACGGUUUCAAUCAUUUCCUUCUCUACCCGAAUCCGAUCUACGAGGAGUUCGACGAGGAAAUCAAGUACUACAAGAGCGACUACCUGAACAUCAACGGGCAACAUCUUGAUCGGGCCUGCCAGGAAUCCGACGUGACCGUGCAGAUAGGGAACGCGUUCUGCAACGUCACCUCGCUGUCCAGGCAACAGCUCACCUGCAAACCACCGUUGACGCAACCGCCCGCCAUAGACUCCGAGGGUCUGCCAAAUAAACAGGAACUGCCCGAGGUUAUAGUAAUAGUCGGUGGGACGCUUCGUUAUAACAUAGGAAAACUUAGCUAUGCACUGCCAGCUGGCCUGAAUGGGCCGCUAUCGAAACCAGCCCUGAUCGGCGUGAUCGCCGCUAUUGUGAUUUUGGUGUUCGUGUUUAUCGCCUUUUUGAUCGCCUAUCGACGAAAGUCCACCGAAAGCAACAGGGUACUGAAGAACAUGCAGGAGCAAAUGGACAUUCUCGAGCUACGUGUCGCGGCCGAGUGCAAGGAGGCGUUCGCUGAACUGCAGACCGAGAUGACUGAUCUAACCGGGGACCUGACCAGCGGCGGUAUACCGUUCCUCGAUUAUCGCACCUACGCAAUGAUGAUAUUAUUCCCGAGCGACGAUAAUAGCCCGGUGCUGCAAUGGGACCGACCGGAGCUCGCCCGCAAGGAAAAAGGUCUGCGUCUGUUCGGGCAGCUUAUCAUGAACAAAACGUUUCUGCUACUGUUCGUGCGGACACUAGAGAGCAAUCGUUACUUCUCGAUGAGAGAUCGGGUGAACGUGGCCAGUCUUAUCAUGGUCACGCUUCAGAGCAAGAUGGAAUACUGCACGGAUAUCUUGAAGACCCUUCUCGCGGAGCUGAUCGAGAAGUGCACAGAGGGGAAGAGUCAUCCGAAGUUGUUCCUUAGACGAACGGAAAGCGUCGCUGAGAAAAUGUUGUCAGCUUGGUUCACCUUCCUCUUGUACAAAUUCAUGCGAGAAUGCGCCGGAGAGCCAUUAUACGUGCUGUUUCGCGCUGUGAAACAACAGGUCGAUAAGGGUCCUGUGGAUGCGAUCACGUCUGAGGCAAGAUACUCAUUGUCGGAAGAGAAAUUGAUCAGACAGUCGAUCGACUUUAAACCAAUGACGGUCUGCGUGUCCAUAUCUCAACAAACAGUAUUUGUCGGGGGCAUGGAUCCAAACACGGAAAAUGUUCCGGUGAAAGUACUGGACUGCGACACGAUAUCUCAAGUGAAAGAGAAGGCGUUGGAUACCAUCUACAGAGCCACGCCUUAUAGCCAAAGGCCUAGGAAGGAUGACCUUGAUCUUGAAUGGCGAACCGGAGCAUCCGGAAGAUUGAUCCUCUACGACGAAGACUCAACAACGAAGACAGAGGGUGAAUGGAAGAAACGAAACACUUUGAAUCACUACAGGGUACCGGACGGGGCCUCGCUGAACUUAGUCUCCAAACAAUCGUCGAUCUAUAACCUGUCGAUCCUCUCGGAGAAGACGGACAAAUCGCACAAAUACGAGACCCUGAACCUUAGCAAAUUCAGCUCAGCCAGCCCGCCGCUGUCUCGUGCCACGUCGCCGUUAAAUCAGAACCACGACGGCGGGCUCAAAUGCUGGCAUCUCGUCAAACAUCACGACUCCGACGCGCGAAAGGAGGGCGAUCGCGGUAACAAAAUGGUCUCGGAGAUCUACCUGACGAGGUUACUGGCAACGAAGGGUACGCUACAAAAAUUCGUCGACGACCUGUUCGAGACGAUCUUCAGCACCGCUCAUCGAGGCUCCGCCCUUCCCCUCGCUAUCAAGUACAUGUUCGAUUUCAUGGACGACCAAGCUCUGCAACACGGCAUAUCCGACCCCGAAGUGGUCCACACAUGGAAGAGUAACUCCCUUCCGCUUAGGUUUUGGGUUAACCUCAUUAAGAAUCCGAAUUUCAUUUUCGACAUACACAAAUCGAACAUCGUGGACUCGUGUCUCUCGGUUGUGGCGCAGACGUUCAUGGACAGCUGUUCCACUUCAGAUCAUAGAUUAGGUAAAGACUCUCCGAGUUCUAAGCUACUUUACGCAAAGGACAUUCCAGUGUACAAAGAAUGGGUAGAACGUUACUAUUCAGAUAUCAAAGUCAUGCCAGCCAUAUCCGAUCAAGACAUGAACGCCAUGCUUGCCGAAGAGUCUAGGUUACACACAACGGAGUUCAACACAAAUUGUGCCCUCUACGAACUGUACACGUACGCGGGUAAAUACAACGAACAGCUGAUAGUGACACUUGAGGAGGACGAGUUCUCGCAGAAGCAGAGACUGGCAUACAAGCUCGAGCAGGUACACAAUAUAAUGGCUGCGGACAACCCCUGAUGUACCAUGAACUCCAUGAAGCACAUGACAAAGCCUGCCCGCCAAGAGUUACCCUGCUGAAUACUCGACCGCGCAGUUACGGUAUUCUCCGAGGAAGCAACCAAGAGGACUGGCCUAUCUUAUAAUCGAUCGUCUCAGGUUUCCCGUGCAAGCCAGUUAUCUCAGCUUAGUACGCGAAUUAAAAAUACUACACAAAGAAGAUGAAACUGCACAACCGGACCGCUAAACAAGCUUCACGGGGGAAAAAAGUUCGAGUUUGGGAGGACUAUACGUGUUGUUUGGAAGUAACGUGUGAGAAAACAAAAAAUGAUGUCUUCUGAAUGGUCGCUGGCAGGGGCGGUGUGUGCACGACGAUAAUCAGAACUCGCGCCACGCAUAACUGUACAUAAGAUACCAAAAUCACGAUUAAUUGUAAUAGAAUUAUUUGAUGUGCGGCGGCCACACCGGCCGGCGGCCAUGGGCACAGAACAAAAUGACAGAAACCACGUGAGAAAGAGAGAGAGAGAGAGAGGAUCUCGCCAACGCUUGCGGCCGCGAUCACGCCGCGAAUCGGCGGGCAUAGGGGUUUUAAACGAAACGAGAGGAUUUAAAAUUGGGAGAGAAAAAAAAAGUAAAAAAUAAACAUUAGUGAUAUAAGUGAGUGAACGAAUCGGCCGAUCGAUCCCGAUUGUUUGUAAAUGUGUUUAAAAUGAAACGAUCGAUAACGCCGCGCGCCAUCAUCGGGGGUAUCGGCGAUUUUUAACGAAGAAACAUUUCCAUCCACCGCUACUAGCUGAAAUUUUUUGAAUUACGAACAGACGAAUUUUAAUAAAUAAGAUAAUUAACGAUUA
Dufourea novaeangliae is the source of this 5390-nucleotide messenger RNA. Its product is annotated as plexin-A4. Gene Ontology annotation, cellular component: semaphorin receptor complex. The transcript has 11 exons. Bases 1 to 4560 code for a protein of 1519 amino acids. NCBI's taxonomy places the organism in Eukaryota, Metazoa, Arthropoda, Insecta, Hymenoptera, Halictidae. Gene Ontology annotation, molecular function: protein binding; semaphorin receptor activity. The record is from RefSeq and is a predicted model, not a curated record. Gene Ontology annotation, biological process: regulation of cell migration; negative regulation of cell adhesion; regulation of GTPase activity.